GCUCCAUGUAUUAUUAUUGUUUUUGUCCGGGCUCUGGCUGAACGUCACUUCCUGUUUGUGGCCGUGUGAAGAGCCGCUCGAUCCAUCCCGGAAGCGGCACGCAUGCGCACACUGAUACAUUUCUGCACGUUGCCUCCACCACAGACACAACACGAUUUCGGUGCUGUGCAGUUGUGUGUUUGUGACUGAUCGUCUGAUCCUGUAAUCCAGCUCUCCCCUCCCCAACCUCCCUGACCCCUCCCUAAACCCCACACACAUCCCACACACUUACACACACACACUCACACACAUACACACACACACCCACACACGCAGCAUGAAUGAGGUUAGCGUGGUGAGAGAGGGCUGGCUCCAAAAGAGAGGUGAAUACAUUAAGACGUGGAGGCCUCGUUAUUUUAUCCUGAAGAGCGAUGGAUCGUUUAUUGGCUAUAAGGAAAAGCCGGAGAUGGCCGACCCCAGCCAGCCUCCGCUCAACAACUUCUCAGUAGCAGAAUGCCAACUGAUGAAGACUGAAAGACCACGGCCAAACACCUUUGUCAUUCGCUGCCUGCAGUGGACGACGGUCAUUGAGCGCACCUUCCACGUGGACAGCAAUGCUGAGAGAGAAGAGUGGAUCCGGGCGAUUCAGGCAGUGGCCAAUGGCCUGAAGACUCGUGAAGAAGAAGAGCCAAUGGACAUCAACUUCGGUUCCCCUGGAGACAACAGCCUGGAAAGCAUGGAAUUGGCAAUUGCCAAAUCACGCACCAAAGUGACGAUGAAUGACUUUGACUAUCUAAAGCUGCUGGGAAAAGGCACGUUUGGGAAGGUCAUUCUGGUGAGAGAAAAAGCCACUGGCAUGCAUUACGCCAUGAAGAUCCUGCGCAAGGAGGUCAUCAUUGCCAAGGACGAGGUGGCGCACACAGUGACAGAAAGCAGAGUUCUGCAGAACACGCGGCAUCCCUUCCUCACGACACUAAAGUAUGCCUUCCAGACAUCCGACCGCCUCUGCUUUGUGAUGGAGUAUGCAAAUGGUGGCGAGCUGUUCUUUCACUUGUCACGAGAGCGCGUGUUCACCGAGGACAGAGCGCGGUUUUACGGAGCUGAGAUCGUUUCUGCGCUGGAGUACCUGCACUCCCGAGACGUCGUCUACAGGGACCUUAAGCUGGAAAAUCUAAUGCUGGACAAAGAUGGCCAUAUUAAAAUCACAGAUUUCGGCCUGUGUAAGGAGGGCAUCACCAAUGAAGCCACGAUGAAGACGUUCUGUGGUACCCCGGAGUACCUGGCUCCAGAGGUGCUGGAGGAUAAUGAUUACGGUCGUGCUGUGGACUGGUGGGGUCUGGGCGUGGUGAUGUAUGAGAUGAUGUGUGGUCGGCUGCCCUUCUACAAUCAGGACCAUGAGCGUCUGUUUGAGCUGAUCCUAAUGGAGGAGAUACGUUUCCCUCGGAAUCUCUCACCUGAGGCUAAGUCCCUGCUGGCUGGAUUGCUCAAGAAAGACCCCAAACAGAGGCUGGGAGGAAGCUCUGAUGAUGCCAAAGAAGUGAUGAGCCACAAGUUCUUCUCCUUGAUUAACUGGCAGGAUGUGCUGCAGAAGAAGCUCAUCCCUCCAUUCAAGCCUCAAGUGACCUCAGAAACUGACACGCGUUACUUUGACGAAGAGUUCACUCUGCAGAGCAUCACAGUUACACCUCCUGACCAGUAUGACAGUUUGGAUGCUGAAGAUUCGGAAACGCGCACACACUUCCCCCAGUUCUCUUAUUCUGCCAGCGUCCGAGAGUGAUGGACACACCCUCCUGCGCUCUCACACACACACUCACACACACACACACGCACUCUCUCUCCCCCCCAGACCAGCAGACCGGACACCCUCUGCAGCAAAUCACACUCUCACACACUCACACAAUCUCAUGCUGUCAUACACUCUCUCUCUCUCUCUCACACACACACACACACACACACACACACACACACACACACUUACACACUUGGACCAGCAAUAUCGGCCUGUUUGUUUUGGGGGGUUUUGCAGGUGAACAGACGGACACCAACACACACAAACACACACGCAGUCAUACACACUCGUUCUGAUUGGUCCUCCUACCUGCAGUCACACUACACUCUGCUCUGCGCCUGCUGCUGCGAUUACCCCGGUCGCAGGCGUCGCAAUGGUAACAGGUUAAACCCCUCAGAACCAGCAGGAGGUGCUGAAGUCCUCUGCGCCGCUGUCUGGAUCGCCCUGCGGGGGAAGAGAACGCAGAACAUUACACUUCUGAUUGUUACAGGUUUUAUUUUGUUUUUGCUUUUUUUGGUUUUGUAAAGAUAAAAACACACGAAGCCAUAUCUGCGACUUUUAUAAGUGCUCUUCACGCCGGAGCGGCAGUGUGUGCUACUGUUCCUGAAGCUGGAGUGAGAGAACCGAGCAUGCACACACACCCUUACUGCUGAAGAAGGAGGGGGGAGGGGUUAUAUACAGGAUAAAGAGUGUAUGUCUCUGUGUGUGUGUGUGUGUGUGUGUGUGUGUGUGUGUGUGUGUGUGUGUGUGUGUGUGUGUUAGUGAAAACGAGAGAGUAAGCACACUGAAUGUGAUUGUUGUGUCCCUCUAUGUGGGUGGGUAUGUAUGUGUGUGUAUGUACGUAGGUGUGUGUGCUGGUUCUGUAAAUGGGCACACAGGAGGAGGGCCUUUGGGAGGUGCAGUAGUAGUGUAAAGGGAAGAACUAGAACUAGAACCUGCAGUUCCUUUAUCACCACCAGCUUGUAACCUUCAUCAAACUUCAUCAGAGCCUUAAUCAGAAACACCAGAACCGUCUCCAUCAAAACCAUCAGACUUUUUAUUAGAAACAGAGCCUUCUUCACCAGAACCUUCUUCACCAGAAACACCAGAACCAUCUCCAUCAGAACCAUCAGACAUUAGAAAUAGAGCCUUCUUCACCAGAACCUUCACCAGAACCGUAUCCAUCAAAACCAUCCGACAUUUUAUUAGAAACAAAGCCUUCUUCACCAGAACCGUCUCCAUCAGAACCCUGUAUUGAGAAUCAUCAGUGUGUUGUACAAACUUUCACUUUCCUGUGGAUCACCUGUACAGGUUUGGAGGCACUGAUUGAUGUAAAAAGAUUUUUUUAAGUUUGACUAUUUGAACGUCCCCUUAUUUAACAGGCAGUCUCUCUUUUUCAUUCUCUCUUUCAUUCUCUCUUUCAUUCUCUCUUUCUUUCUCUCUUUCUUUCUCUCUCUCUCUCUUUCUCUCUCUCUCGUGUGUAGUGAUUAAUGUGGGUUAGACAGUGUGGAGAGGUGAGUGAGUUGCAGGUGUGUGUGUGUGUAACGGUGAUGUUCUAUGUUUCGCCUGCCGUCAGAUCACACUGCUCACUGGAGUGAGAUUGUUUUUAGUUUUAUUUUUGUUUUUGUUUCAUUUUGUUUUUUGUUUUUUUGUUUGUUUCUUUUUGAGUCUUGCCUUUUUUCAAGAUGCGUCAUAAAACGGACAUCAGAUCUUUUUUUUUUUAUCAGUGCGCUCCUCCCCCUCUGUUCACCCACUUCCUGAAAUUGUCUUGAUGAAAUAUAUAAAUAUAUAUAUAUAUAAAUAUAUAUAUUACAAUA
Molecule: messenger RNA, 3564 nt
Organism: Astyanax mexicanus (Mexican tetra)
Lineage: Eukaryota; Metazoa; Chordata; Actinopteri; Characiformes; Acestrorhamphidae
Gene: akt2
Product: v-akt murine thymoma viral oncogene homolog 2
Exons: 15
Coding region: 317-1756 (479 amino acids)
Biological process (GO): protein phosphorylation
Molecular function (GO): protein serine/threonine kinase activity; ATP binding
Source: RefSeq, a predicted model, not a curated record